CGGCCGCCUGCCGGGGCUUCCCGCGCGGCCUGCGUCCAGACCCAGUCCGUGUCCUGGGACACCCCUGCGGGGUGACAGGUCCAGAGCGGGAUGCUAAGCUGCAGGGGAAAGCCCAGUUUACAGAACCCGCGUUUGAUGAGCGGGAGGAAGCGCCUCAAGUCGGGAAUCCAUCAUUCCACGCACCUACUCGGUGCCUAUGGUCCUGGGGUUGUGUUUCAUACCAAGGACAGAAAUGUUCCGUUCUCACAUUUCCUGUGAAGAAUCGCUGAUUUUAACAGGAGAUUCCAUUACUACCUGCCUUUCUCCUUUAGUGCAUGACUUGAUUUGUAACCUUGGUUUUGAACUCAGAGAAAACUGUGAUAUCAAUAGCAUUGUAUCUCAAAAUGGUGAAGUAUACUGGGAAGCAAUUACAGACCGUGUGAGCUAUGCAGAAUCAGGGCAGAGUCUGGAUUACAGGAGAAGCGUACUGCUGUUGGGUCCUGUCUGUGAGGCCAUCCAUCUGCAUAUCUCAUCUCUGACCAGGGCACAGUUUGAAAUUAAGUAUUCACCAUGGUUCCAGUGGACAGCCUAUCCAGAGCUGUUUCUUGAAAUAUUUGAUGCCUUGAAAAGCCUGUGCCCUCCUGCCAUCUCCCUCAGCGUGAUGAAAUUGGCUUCCUGUCUGGAACGGGCCUUAGGCGAUGUAUUUUUACUGAUUGGGAAGGAGUGCCCCUUUCUUCUAAGAGAUCUUCUUGCAUCUGCAGAGCUUGCACAAGUCUUUGGACAUGCUGUGAUGGACAUACUGAAGGUCUUCAUCGGGUCUCCCUGUGGACUCAACCUGAGGAACAUCUUGUGGCAUGGCUUUGCUUCCCCUCAAGACAUUCCUCCAAAGUACUGUUCAGCUAUGAUGUUGUUUACAGCAGGACUGGGUCAGUUACUGAAGAGCUACCUUCACCAAGAAAACGUCACACUGGCACAUCGACCUUUUGUAACUCUUACAAACCUAGAGGAUGUGAUCGUUUUCCCUGGUGUUACUGAUGAGGUUCUCUCAGCAUUAGAGAACGUGAUGAUGAAAUCUGCCUUCUUAUUAAAAGCCAUGUUACCAUACUGGGAAACAGCAGUGAGCAAGUUCAAGGUGCACAGGUUUGCCGACUGCACCAUGCUGUUGCUGUCACAGCUAGAAGCUGGACUCAGGAGGGUGUUUGCUGCAGUUAACAAAUGUCCUGACAGACUCCUCACCGCCGAGUCAACAAUUCUAUAUACCACAUUUGAUGAAAUACUGGCAAAACACUUGAAUGAUGGUAGCAUCAACCAGCUUCCUCAUUUCCUCGGAGAGCCUGCCAUGGAAUUCUUGUGGGAUUUCCUGAACUAUCAGGAGGGUCCUCGUAUCCGGGAUCGUUUAAGCCAUGGGGAGAUCAACUUACGUGAAUUUCCGAGAGAAGCAGCAAGCCAGCUGCUCACAUUCUCCCUGGUGCUUCUGCUCAGAUUCACUGCGGAAGACACAUUGACAGAGCUGAAGGAGGAAGCAACAAUACAGUUGCUGAUUAGUCUUGCAGAAAGCUACAGAUCUCGCUGCCACCCAGCCUUCCAGCUUCAAAAACAGGUGCUGAACUGUGAGAAAAGCCUCAGGAUGUGGCCUGUGCUGCCUGUGCCGGAAGAGCCUGGUCAGGAAGCAGCCAGAUUGGAAGGUAAUUCUGAAGCAUUUGCCUGCAACUCUUUAAUUAGCAAGAUUUUGUGUGAGUUCUGCCACCAUAUUCCCGGGAGUACCUGCGCUGUAAAUGGCUUGGAUGGUCUUCCCCCAGAGAAGUGGCCCCAGCUGCUCCAGGAACUCUGCAGCACACGCAUCCCUACCCUGUUCUGCCCCAGACUCGUUCUGGAAGUUCUGGUUGUGCUCCGAGGCAUCAGCGCCCAAUGCCAGCGCGUCUCUGACCAGGUCGUUGCCUCUCUGCAGCUGAGACACAGGCAGUGGGUGGAGCAUAGGCUGCGCUCCCGGCAGCGGCAGAACUAUCUGCGCAUGCUCAGCAGUGUUAGACUUCUGUCUCCUGUGCUUUACCUGAUUUUGUUGCUCCUUGCACUGGAAUUGGUCAGUGUUCAUACUGUCCACGGUAAAAGUGCUCAGGACCGUCAGCAGUAUCUGAGGUUCUUAAAAUUGAUCCUACAGUACACUGAGAACCUAGUGGCCUAUACUAACCAAGAGAAGAACAAAUGGAAUGAAGCUAUCACUCUUACACAUGCAGUUUUGCUGAGAAUUUGGACUUUCAGUGAGAAGAAACAAAUGUUAAUGCAGUUAGCCAAAAAAUCCACAAAUCAAGUUGAUACAAGUUGAUAAAGAAAACACAAGUCAGGCUACUCUUGGUUGUGAGAGAAAACUCAAAUAGAUUCAUCAGCAAGUAAGUUGGGUGGCAUCCAAAGGUGAGAUGGAUUCUGAUCAUGUACCAGGGAUGCUGGUGGUUCUAGGGGAUAACAGAGUCAUUCUAUGGGAUGAACAAAUAAUUAAACAUUUGGGAAAGACAAGACUAAGACAUGGAGAGAGGGAAAACAACAGCUUUAUUGAAGGAAGAGAUAUGAGGGGACCCAGAGCUUGGACUCUGCUAAGCAGACUCUCCUGCCGUGGGUAUUUUCAUAGGGCCCCCAGGUACUCCUCUUUCCCUUUUUGGUUCUUUUAAGAGUCUGGACUCUGCCUGCUCUUCUCACAGUGUCUUCUGGGAACAAGAAGAUGCCAUCGGAAGAAGCUGCUUUUGCUUUCUCUGUCUACCUCUGCCCCUUUAAUUCUGCCUCCAGGCUCAAGCUGCACUUCUGAAGCAUCCUGAUUUGGUGUCAUUGUGACCCCUAGGCUAGUCUGGAUGCCUGCAGAAGUUUUGAGUUUUCCUGUCCUUGUGGUGACAUUGGAGGAUGUGGUCACUGCUUUACCCCUAGUUGUUGCCCGGAAACACAUGGCUUAACAUGUCUUGUUAGUCACAUGUUCAUUCUUAGAAGCUAUCCUUGUAGCCAUACAAACUGUGGGGGUGUGACAGAUAGGCUCAGUUUGAUCUGUGGGCGAGUUACAGUUAUCCCUGGAGGCAGGAUUGUGUUCAUCAGUGUGCGUUUCAUGGGUAAGUAAUAAGCAGUAGCAGCCUGUGAAGGUGGAGGCCACAAAGCUGGGUGAUAGACCACAGGUCCCCAGUGAGCAUUUGGCAGAGGACACAUUUCUAGAUGAGAAGGCUGAGUGUAGGAGGCUCUGAAAGGUUAGAGGGGAAGAGGUUAUUGAAUUCUAAGAGUUCCCUGAAAAGCUACUUGGUUAUUUGGGGAUCUGGGAAGAUAGUCUUCCACCUCAGUUGGUGGUGGCCAAAUCUGGGGAGGCUGCAUUGCUUGCAUGUGUAAUAAUACACUUAGCCAUACCAACCUCAUGGUCAUGGCUUCUCAUAGCCACCUUCCAGACCUUGGCUGCAAAUGUCCUUCAGCUAGCCAAGGAAGAAUUUUCUGUGACACUUUAACUGAACUAUAGAGGAGACUUUGGGGAUACUUUGUGGUAGCUGCACAUUCUGCUUGUUCCUUUGUAAUUUUUACCCCGCACACACAAGUCAGCUUCUGGAUGAAAGAGUAAAUAUACCAAGUUGCUGUUCAUCAAUUGGAAUUUGAUCGUUCGCUUGGAACAAUACUAAAUGGUGCCAUAUCUUCAGUGAGUCACAUAAAGGACACAUGAUCUAUGGACAGGAAGAUGUAUUCUGCAUCUCUUCAGGGGCAUCUUGUUUUCAUGCAUAAUGACUUGUCCUUGUGUGUCUCAUCAGGGGCACAUGAUCUUGUGUUUUUCAUUGCAUCACUUCAAGGAAAUGGAAUCCAUAUACGUGAAGAUGUGUCCUGCAUCACAUCGGAGACACGUAGUUCAUGUGCAUGCCUUUCCUUGGCCCAUUACUCCAAGGACACUUCUACCUUUUUAUGUGUCAUCAUUUCUUGCAUAGCAGCAAGAGGUGUUUUGUUUGCUCUGUUCCUGUGGUUUGGAAGUUGAUAGCCAAUACAAAAGGGCCAGGCCGGAAUUCUUUACUGCAUGGUACCUCUGCCUUUUGAAAUUAACUAAAAAGUGAUUUGAUACCCAAACUUUACAAAUAUCUUUUUUUUCCAUGGACCCUCUUCAGACUUUAGCAUAUACUGAUGUUCUUGCUUCUCAACCCACUUUGUUAAUUAAAUGAUGGUUAUUUUUUUUUUAAUUUUUACCGUGA
Peromyscus maniculatus bairdii (prairie deer mouse) is the source of this 4172-nucleotide messenger RNA. RefSeq names its product ER membrane associated RNA degradation (gene Ermard). NCBI's taxonomy places the organism in Eukaryota, Metazoa, Chordata, Mammalia, Rodentia, Cricetidae. The record is from RefSeq and is a predicted model, not a curated record.